CUCCUCCCCCCUCCUCUCCUCCUCCCCGCUGUUUUUAUUUUUGGUUGCUAUUUGUAUUGUUUAUCCCACCCUCGCGCUCUGUCUCACACAUACCUUUUUUUUUUUCUUUUUUUGUUUGUUUACCUGCGUGUGCUUAUCCUCCUGCAGUGAACAGGGUCAAUCCCUUCUCCAUCCGCCAUCAUCUCACCUACCACUCAUUCGUCUCCAUUCCUUUUACACUCCCUCUUUAUCCAACACAGUGCUUUCUCCUACGCCCUUCCCUCCGCACUGCAACUGAGCCGCUACCCUGCCCCUCCACAGUUCUGAUUCUCCACCAGACUCUACUGCUCUCUGACGACUCUUUCUUUCCUCACCCACUCCUCGUACCUGAAAGAGCGCUCUACAGCAGGACAGCAGCCAACACUAAUUCAGGAUGGUCUCUGAGACCAUUGAUAUUCAGGUCCUGGUGAGGGCCAUGUACGACUAUGAGUCGGAGGAUGCCACCAACCUGAGCUUCAAAAAGGACGAUGUGAUCCAGGUUCUGGCCCAGCUCGAGUCGGGCUGGUGGGCGGGCCAUUGCCAGGGUCGUCAGGGCUGGUUCCCAUCCAACUACGUCCAGGUCCUCGGCGAAGACGACCUUGACAGCCAGGACGAGGAUUUAGACCAAGAAAGAGAAGAUCUUGAUAGUGCAGAUGAUCUCUGGCUUCCACAGACAACGCCCGAUGGCCAGGUCUUUUACUACAACCAACGUACACAAGAGUCCAGUUGGACCAUACCCGAGCCAGAGGACCGGGCCAGCAUCGUAAGCAUGGGAACCACCGAUACCGCCAGUCAGGAUGUCGCAGGCCAAGCCGGGUGGUCGGUGCGACAAUCGACAUCGAAUGGCAACGGCUGGUAUAAUUCAGAGGCUGAGGACGAGGAUCAGGAUCAGGACCAGGAACAGGAGCAACAUCAAGAACACGAUGGCGAGAGCCAUGAUGGCCGCACACACGAGGGCGAUUCGCAACUGUCUCGUACGUCCAGCACACGCUCCUCUACCAAUAAUAAGGCCACUGGCGGAGACGCUGGCAGUACCACCGGGUCCUCCACAGACCCCGCCCAGACAUUGGCUACCGUACGCAAACCUUCCGGGCUGGCUCCCGGUAUGCCCCAGGAGUCUAUUGAGGGUCUGCCGCCUCUGCCACAGCUGCCCAAUCCUUUUGAUCCAGAACCCACUUGGCAGUCGCUCGCUGACCACACCGCCGCUGCAGUCGACAACCUGCUCGCCUCUGCCGAGAAGGGCUACAAGCCUUACUAUCUCAUCCAGUCUUCCAUCGUUGUCGAGGCCAUCCGCGUCAUGCUCUAUGCCUCUGGCACUGUCGAUAAGGAUGCCGCCAUCAUGCGGCAGCACCGCGGGCUCAAGAUGCAGCAUCGACAGAUCAUGGCUGCUCUCUCAAAGCUUGUGCUCUCUGCCAAGAUGGCCUCGGGUGUUUGGCCAGCUGUAGAUGCUAUCGCAAAGCUGCAGGCUGAUGCCAGGGAGGUCAAGACGGCAGCGCAGAGCUACGUUGCGACUGCCAUGGCUACGGAUAUUUCUGUCCACCAAGUCGAUGCACGCCUUGUGACCGAUGUCAAGAGCCCACUUCGCGCCAAAGCUGCUGCUCGGUCUCUAGAUAGGGCUCUUUCGAAUACAUCGCUGAGGGGCGAUAAUG
Molecule: messenger RNA, 1667 nt
Organism: Gamsiella multidivaricata
Lineage: Eukaryota; Fungi; Mortierellomycota; Mortierellomycetes; Mortierellales; Mortierellaceae
Exons: 4
Molecular function (GO): protein binding
Source: RefSeq, a predicted model, not a curated record